AUGAAACAACUGGCUGUGUAUAUGGAAGAAAGUAGGGAGCAAGGAAUCGAUGGUAAUCGUCCGAGAAAGCUGAACUUAAACCUGCCACUCUUAUCGACUAGGCGGCUUGGCAGUCACACUGGAAAUGAAGGAACUUAUUGUGCAACAAAUUCACAAACUGCUUUGCAGGAUACGAGCGAUAGGAUCCCAUUCUGUUGGGAACAAGCUCCUGGCAAGCCCAAGGAGAGGGAUAGAAAUGAUAUCCUCGAAGCAGAAACUCCUCUGCCAAGGCUUCCACCAUGCAGAUGGAAUCCACAAAAAGAAGCAGCGGAAAACGGUGAUCACAAUUGCAUCAUCAACCUCGAUGACCACGAUGAAGGUUGUGAUGCUGACAUUGAUGAUGAUGACGAUUGCGAAGAGAUUGAUGUGUUUUCAGAUGCCAUAGAUGUUUUGUCAUUGACAGAAGCAAUAGACAUUGCCCAGAAAUCCGAGGAUGGACACGGAUUAGACAGGCUAAAUUUAGAAAGUGUGGCCUCGACCGAUGACCACUCUUUAAAUUUCAUGAUGGAGCGGUUCCUUCCGGAUGCCACUGCAUUAGCUACAAGUUCUGCACUUUCCGAUUUGAAUAAUCUAAACAAGAAGCUCCCUUAUCCAUACAAUUAUUCAGAGGAGUACGUUUCAAGAACAGUCGGGCAAUCAUAUCCUUCAGAGGCUUCACACACAGGCUGUGGCCUAGAAAUUCUAUUUCCUUGGCGCAUGAAGCACAAGCUGUGUGGCAUAAAGAGUCCUGUAAGACAAGUCUCCCCAAAAGUGCAACCUCAAUAUUGUUCUACAAAACAAAAGAAAACAUUGUUGAAAGAAAUGGCAAUGGAGAUUACUCAGUUUUUAUUGGCUGCCCAAUCACCAGAUGCAAACAUCCGUACUCAGGCAGAGGCCAAUCUUAGGCAGUUCCAAGAGCAGAACUUGCCCCUUUUCCUUCUAUCCUUGUCGGUGGAGCUUGCAAACAAUGAGAAGCCUUUAGAAUCACGAAGAUUGGCUGGUAUUGUUCUUAAAAACUCUUUGGAUGCUAAAGAUUCUGUGAGAAAGGAGCAUCUUCUUCAACAAUGGAUGGCAAUUGAAAUUUCUAUCAAAUCACAAAUCAAAGACUUGCUCUUGAGGACUCUUGGGUCAUCUGCAUCGGAAGCAAGGCACACUUCUGCCCAAGUAAUUGCAAAAGUUGCUUCCAUUGAGAUUCCACGGAAGCAGUGGCCUGAGCUUAUCUCAUCAUUGCUUAACAAUAUGACCCAGCAAGAUAGUCCUGCAGCUUUGAAACAGGCGACUAUGGAAACUCUUGGAUAUGUUUGUGAGGAGAUAUCCCACCAGGAUCUUGUUCAGGAUGAAGUGAACUCUGUUCUCACUGCUGUUGUCCAAGGCAUGAAUCUUGCUGUACACAGUCAUGAAGUACGUCUUGCAGCAACAAAGGCCUUGUAUAAUGCCUUAGAUUUUGCUCAGACCAACUUUGAAAAUGAAAUGGAGCGCAAUUACAUCAUGAAGGUGGUCUGUGAGACAGCAAUUUCCAAAGAGGCGGAUAUCAGGCAGGCUGCUUUUGAGUGUCUUGUUUCCAUAGCAUCAACAUACUAUGAUGUGCUUGAACCUUAUAUGCAGACCCUCUUCCAGCUAACAUCAAAUGCUGUGAAAGGGGAUGAAGAGAGCGUGGCCCUCCAAGCGAUUGAAUUCUGGAGCUCCAUCUGUGAUGAAGAGAUAGAGCUUCAAGAAUAUGGAACCCUUGAAGGUGGGGAUUCGGGGUCUACUCAUUCACGCUUCAUAGAAAAGGCCCUCCCAUAUCUUGUUCCUUUGUUGUUGGAUACUAUGUUGAAACAGGAGGAGGAUCAGGAUCAGGAUGAUAGCAUUUGGAAUAUAUCCAUGGCAGGGGGCACAUGUCUAGGUCUUGUAGCUAGAACAGUUGGAGAUUCUGUUGUGAAACUUGUAAUGCCUUUUGUAGAGGGUAAUAUUCUGAAGCCAGAUUGGCAUUGUCGUGAGGCUGCCACAUAUGCAUUUGGCUCAAUUCUAGAAGGCCCUAGAGUUGAAACUUUGGGUCCACUUGUUACUAAUGGCUUGGAUUUUCUGCUUAAUGCGAUGAGGGAUGAAAAUAAUCAUGUGAAGGACACAACUGCUUGGACUCUUAGUCGUAUAUUUGAGUUUUUGCACUGCCCUGCCAGUGGAUUUUCUGUGAUUUCACAGGAGAACCUAGAAAGGAUCGUAACUGUCUUGCUGGAGAGUAUUAAUGAUGCUCCAAAUGUAGCUGAAAAGGUUUGUGGGGCAAUCUAUUACCUUGCACAGGGAUAUGAAGAUGCUGGAACAAGUUCCUCCCUUCUAACUAAACACAUCCCUAGGAUCAUCUCUGAACUUCUCAAAACUGCUGAGCGGACAGAUGGGAGUGACUCUAAGCUCAGGACUGCUGCGUAUGAAACAUUGAAUGAGGUUGUUAGAUCUUCCAAUGCUGUGGAAACAUCUCAAAUUAUUUUGGAGCUGCUCAAGAGCAUCUUGCAUAAGUUGGGGCAGACUCUAGAGCUUCAAAUUGCCUCAUCAGAUGAUAGAGAGAAGCAAGGGGACUUGCAAGCAUCCCUUUGUGCUGUUAUACAGGUGAUCAUCCAAAAGCUUAGCAGCACUGAUGAGACCAAGCCCAGUAUACUUCAGGCUGCAGAUCCAAUUAUGUUUCUGUUCCUCAGGGUUUUUGCUUGUCGCAGCUCUACUGUGCACGAGGAAGCAAUGCUUGCAAUUGGUGCAUUGGCUCAUGCUUCUGGUCCAGAAUUCGAGAGGUAUAUGGCUGAGUUAUACAAAUACCUGGAGAUGGGAUUACAGAAUUCUGAAGAGUAUGAGGUUUGUGCCAUCACAGUUGGGGUGAUUGGUGACAUUUGCCGUGCACUGGAGGACAAGGUUUUACCAUACUGUGAUGGGAUCAUGAACCACCUUGUUCGCAAUCUCUUAAGUGCUGAACUCCACCGGUCGGUCAAGCCUCCCAUAUUCUCCUGCUUUGGGGACAUUGCUCUUGCCAUAGGCGAGCAAUUCUCUAAGUAUAUUGACCCUGCAGUAGCAGUGAUGCAAAGUGCUGCUAAGGUCUGUACUCAGAUGGAUAAUAGUGAUGAGGAAAUGAUGGAUUAUGGUAACCAGCUUAAGCGUAGCAUAUUUGAAGCUUAUUCUGGUAUUCUUCAGGGAUUCAAAGAUUCCAAGCCUGAGUUGAUGCUGCCACAUGCUGGCCACCUUUUCCAGUUCAUAGAAUUGGUUUUCAGAGAGAAAUAUAGGGAUGAGAGUGUUACAAAAGCAGCAGUUGCUGUGAUGGGUGAUCUGGCGGAUGUCCUUGGUCCAAACACGAAAAUACUGUUUAAAGACAAUGCAUUCUGCAUUCAAUUCCUCGGCGAGUGUCUUCAAUCUGAUGAUGAACAUCUCAAAGAGACUGCAAAUUGGACUCAAGUGAUGAUUGCUCGUGUUGUUUCAUGA
Dovyalis caffra is the source of this 3456-nucleotide messenger RNA. The record is from the annotation of a GenBank genome assembly. Lineage: Eukaryota; Viridiplantae; Streptophyta; Magnoliopsida; Malpighiales; Salicaceae.